GACUGACGUGGGACGAGCUGCCAGGUAGCGGAAGCAGCCAGCCGCCGGCAGAGACACUUCACGGCGUGGCAGCCGGGGUCUGCGCCUGAAGCCUCCGGAUCGCAGCCAGCUCAGUCUAACCCUCGCCAAUCGCAAUCCCCUGUGCCCAAGCCACUCUUCCCUGUGAGCGCCAGCAUGCAUGCAGUAUCGCGCCCCGGGCUCUGAGAGCAGCCCACGGACACGCUUGCCUGCCUGUCUUUUUAGGUUUUGGGGCUCUGGGCUACACGGAUGUGCCCCACUCCCUUGGCAUGAUGGGGAUCUUUCUGGCGUCUGUUGGAUUUAUGUUCUUUUCCGUGUUGUAUGUUCAACAAGGGCUUUCUUCUCAAGCAAAAUUUACCGAGUUUCCGCGAAACGUGACUGCGACCGAAGGGCAAAAUGUGGAGAUGUCCUGUGCUUUCCAAAGCGGCUCUGCUUCGGUGUACCUGGAGAUUCAGUGGUGGUUCCUUCGGGGACCAGAGGACCUGGAGCAAGGGACCGAGGCUGCAGGCUCGCAGGUGGAGCUCUUACCCGACAGAGACCCGGACAACGACGGGACCAAGAUUAGUACAGUGAAAGUCCAAGGCAAUGAUAUCUCCCACAAGCUUCAGAUUUCCAAAGUGAGAAAAAAGGAUGAAGGCCUAUAUGAGUGCAGGGUGACUGACGCUAACUACGGGGAGCUUCAGGAACACAAGGCCCAGGCCUACCUGAAAGUCAAUGCCAACAGCCAUGCUCGGAGGAUGCAAGCCUUUGAAGCCUCACCUAUGUGGCUUCAAGACACGAAGCCUCGAAAGAACGCAUCAUCAGUGGUUCCCAGCAGCAUGCACAGCUCUGCCAACCAGCGAAUGCACUCCACCUCCAGCCCUCAAGCGGUAGCCAAAAUCCCCAAGCAAAGUCCACAAUCAGGUGCGAGGAUAGCUACAAGCCAUGGACUUUCUGUCCUGCUUCUUGUUUGUGGCUUUGUGAAGGGUGCUUUGCUUUGAUCUAAAGUGCUGACUUUUUUCCAAUAUCACUUUCUCUUCUUAAAGCAAAGAGCAAAUCGCCUGUAAAAUCUACGGAGCGGACAGCAAAGUUGACCCUAAACUCCAAGCACCAUUCUACACCCCUGUACUCUAGUUAUCUACACAAGGAGCAUCAGCUUCCGGAAGCAUAAGUGAAGACACUAUCACACGCUUUAUUGAUAACAUUUUCUUUGGGAAGUUGCUGGUCUUUUAUUUCAAGAGAAUUAAUGUGAAGUGAUAGGACGUUUUCUGAUUACAAGAUCAAUUUUUUUCUUUUAUUUCAACAAAUAAAGCCUGCAUUUCACUGACUGCUCGGGAGUUGGCCUGAAUGACAUCAGUAUACUAAAUAUUCCCAUGGAUCCCACCAAUUUCCUACCAAGGGACACCUAAUCUGGAAGAAGCAAACAAGCCUAAGAAACACAAACUGUCUUCAAAUAGCACCCCAGCUGGGGAACAAAACAAAAAGCAAAAUGCUGAAAAAGGGCAAACCAACAACAGACAACUUAAUUUUACAUAUGGAAUAAUCAAAGUUUUUCACUUCCUUUUUGCCCCAUGGAAUUUAUCUUGGAGUUUCCUUUUUCCUCGACUGCCAUUUUUGUUCAAUGGUAGAAAGUGCCAACUAUGGCCAAUCCUUGUCAAUCCUGGGAGGUUUAUAUUCAUACAUAUUGAGUGUGGUAUAUUUCAAUGUACUUUAAUUCAUUUUGCAGUUUCUGUGUAUGCAAACCUGGCAAAUUCUGUAAAUUGCUUAUAGUAUGUGUGAUAUGACUUCAAGGUAGAUAGGCUAUGAUGCUCAUGCAAGCUGACUUUCUUCAUUCUAUAUACAAAUAUAUACAUGAGCAUAUAUUAGGCCACUGACUUCUUUUCCUAAAGCAUUAUUUUUUAUUUGUAACUCAUGUAUCGUGUGAAUUUUGUAGUAUAUUUCUCUGUUCCACUGGUUUGACAGCUAUAGUUUGUCUCUGUUGUCCUCUGCUUCCUUCUGGAAAUAUUUAAAAUUGUGUAUGUCUCUGAUAAAUGAAUUAAUUUUGUUGUGUGUAUGCUAUGUUGGAAUUUGCUGUAUUCUUUCACACAUGUGUGUCUUAUGGUUUGGGGAUCUUGAGUCUGAAGAAUGCAUACCUGGUUUUUGACAGAUUUCCUCAUGUUAUCAAUAUUCUAUCUCAGAGAAAGAAAGAGACCAAGUGGGAAAACUAAGAAGACAUUUUUGACUCCCCAAGAACCUGGAAGAGCACUUCACACUCUAACUAAAUAAUGUUGCUUCCUUUGUUCUUCAAGAAGUUCCUUGUAGCUUUGUCAUUCUGUUAUUUGCUGCUAAUUAUAUUUUAAUGUCUACUAAUUAAAAAUUAAAAUGUGAUUGUUGGCUGAAUACAAUAUGCAAAUGACUGCAAAGCCCAUACUGAAGAAGAUAGGUGUUUAAUCUUCACUCAAUAAUUAUAAUUUUAAAUAUUCCAUCGUUAUUUUUUUGACUUUAUGGUAUUUUGUUUAGACCUUUUCUAAUUACAUCUUUCUAUGGCAAAGAAAGAUAGAACAAUCAAUACAUUCCUUCUUACAGUAUAGAAGGGUUGUGGCUUAAGAAAGAAUGCAUCCAGAUAGUCUUCCAGAAAGAUUACUUUAUUUUCAUUAUAAAACCAGAAACCAUAUAUGUAGGAAUGGUCCACUCCAAAUGUAAGGCUGUAAACUGUAGCUUGAAAGCAAGGAAUACAUUUACUUUUUAUGGUAAAGGACUGGACUCUGCCAUGCACUUAUAAGCAAUGUGAAUAUUUUCAUAACAUGCUUGACAUUCCCCUUUAAGAAAUAUUGUUUUAUGCUAAAUCUUUCCUUGCCAUUUUUUUUCUUUCAUUUGAUUUAUUAUUUCAUUCUAAUGAAGAAAAUAAAGGUUUAAUUAUACUUUAUUAACAUACAAAUGCAUUUCCUUUCUAAGUUAAGUACCUGAAAGUUGUAUAAAAUGAUGGUAGAUAAGUAUUAUCCAUUCGGCCUCUUUAAAAUGUAAGAAUUUCAUACAUUGCAGUAUAUAUUAAUAUACUGAUUCAAAGUCAAUCAAACUGGAAAAAAAAUCUUAUAUUUUACUUUUAUUCAGUGUCCAGGUAAUGAUAUCAACUAAUUUUACAGCAAGCCAAAUGUGUACCUGUAUUAGUAAUGUUCACCAUGCUUGUAAUAAAAGGACAUAUGCUAGUUUGGGAAGAAUGCCCACUAGAUUCAAUAUAUCAGUAUCCAAAAUAAUAAAGACCUGUUUAUCA
Messenger RNA from Arvicanthis niloticus (Nile rat), 3247 nucleotides. RefSeq names its product V-set and transmembrane domain containing 2A (gene Vstm2a). Lineage: Eukaryota; Metazoa; Chordata; Mammalia; Rodentia; Muridae. Gene Ontology annotation, cellular component: membrane. The record is from RefSeq and is a predicted model, not a curated record.